UAAACUCUUUCUCUUAAAACCUUUUAAAACCAAAAUUCAUCAAAAAACGUUUCAACCUCUCUUUCUCUUUCUCUCUCUUUUAUUAUUAUUAUUUUUUUAAUUUUUAUUUAUUUAAAAAAUUAUUAUUAUUAUUUUUAUUUUUUAAAUAUUGAAAUUUCCAGUCACCGGAGCCGUCGUUAGAAGCUUCGAGUUCUCCUCCGUUGGAUGAUUUGACUUUUUGACUCAGUGAAGAUCAACGAUGGGACAAUGCUGUACAAAGCAAGUCGCCGUUUCCACAGUCAACGGAGACCAGUCAAAGACUUCUAAUGAAGCUCCGACUAGUUCCGUUACCGGAGGAGGAGGAGCUUCUUCUCACUCCGGUAAGAAUACUCCGGCUUAUUCUUUUACCGCCAGUCCUUUUACUAGUCCUUUACCAGCGGGUGUUGCUCCAUCGCCGGCGAGAACACCUGGGAGGAAGUUCCGAUGGCCUUUACCGCCUCCUUCACCGGCGAAGCCGAUCAUGGCGGCGCUUCGUCGCCGGCAGGGGAAGUCUCCGAGACCUAAGGAUGGACCGAUUCCGGAGGAACAGAACGGAGAUGAAGGGGAGAGAGAGAGAGAGCUUGAUAAGAACUUUGGGUAUGGGAAGAACUUUGGGGCAAGGUUUGAGCUUGGGAAGGAGGUGGGUCGAGGGCAUUUUGGUCAUACUUGUUGGGCUAAGGGCAAGAAAGGUGAGCUUAAAGGUCAGCCUGUUGCUGUGAAGAUCAUAUCCAAAGCUAAGAUGACAACGGCUAUAUCUAUUGAGGAUGUUCGUAGGGAGGUGAAAAUACUGAAGGCAUUAUCGGGGCAUAAAAAUCUGAUCAAAUUCCAUGAUGCAUUUGAGGAUUCGAAUAAUGUCUACAUUGUAAUGGAGUUAUGUGAAGGUGGAGAACUACUUGAUAGAAUUUUGGCAAGAGGUGGAAGAUACACAGAAGAAGAUGCAAAAAGUAUUAUUGUACAGAUUUUAAGUGUAGUUGCUUUUUGUCAUCUUCAAGGCGUUGUGCACCGUGAUCUAAAGCCAGAGAAUUUUCUUUUCACAACAAGAGAUGAAGAUGCCCCAUUGAAAGUUAUCGAUUUUGGUCUGUCUGAUUUCAUUAGGCCAGAUCAAAGACUCAAUGAUAUAGUUGGCAGUGCAUACUAUGUUGCUCCUGAAGUAUUACAUAGAUCUUACAGUACUGAAGGAGAUUUAUGGAGUAUUGGCGUCAUAACAUAUAUAUUGCUGUGUGGAAGCAGACCUUUCUGGGCUCGUACUGAAUCAGGCAUAUUCCGUUCAGUAUUAAGAGCCGAUCCUAACUUCAAUGACUCACCUUGGCCAGAAGUGUCACCAGAAGGGAAAGAUUUUGUGAAAAGGCUUCUGAACAAGGAUCACAGAAAAAGAAUGACUGCUGUGCAAGCUCUUGCUCACCCUUGGUUACGAGAUGAAAGUCGUGACUUGCCUUUAGAUAUUUCAAUCUACAAGCUAGUUAAGUCAUAUAUUCGAGCAACACCUUUGAAACGUGCGGCCUUAAAGGCACUAUCAAAAGCUAUCACAGAAGAUGAGCUCAUCUAUCUCCGAGCCCAGUUUAGGCUUUUGGAUCCAAAACAUGGAUAUGUAACACUCGAUAAUUUUAGAACGGCUCUCACAAAAAAUGCUACUGAUGCCAUGAGGGAAGCAAGGGUUUCCGACAUUUUAAAUUUGAUGGAACCACUUUCUUACAAGAAAAUGGACUUCGAAGAGUUCUGUGCCGCUGCAAUCAGUACUUAUCAACUAGAAGCCCUUGAAGGAUGGGAAAAGAUUGCAAGUACAGCAUUCGAGUUUUUUGAAAUCGAAGGAAACCGUUCCAUCUCAGUCGAGGAGUUAGCCCAGGAGAUGAGUUUGGGUCCAACAGCUUAUCCUUUAUUGAAUGAUUGGAUCAGAACUUCAGAUGGGAAGCUUAGCUUCCUUGGAUAUACUAAAUUUUUGCAUGGAGUGACACUACGAAACGCUAAUUCGAGACAUCGAUAGAGUUUAACUUAAAGAACAAUUUUCCCCUACUUUUUUUUCUUAUAGAAUUCUUUUCCUCCCCUCUUACUGAAAGUGGUUUGUGUAUUUUUUUUGGUUUACCAUUUCCUUCUAUGGUAAAAGGUGAAAAUUGGAGUGUCUACAUAGGUUAAAAAAAAAAAGAAAAGAAAUUGAAACAGUUGGUAUUGCAUUGCAAUAGCUUGUAUGAAUUAAUUUACAUGAACAUAUUUUGUUUAAUUUUUGUAAAAAUAAUUUGUGUACUGUAAACAAUUAUGUGUUGAAAUCUUUGAGAAAAAUACAACUUUUUUUUUUUC
This is a messenger RNA of Cannabis sativa, 2310 nucleotides long. RefSeq names its product CDPK-related kinase 4. The record is from RefSeq and is a predicted model, not a curated record. Gene Ontology annotation, biological process: protein autophosphorylation; intracellular signal transduction; peptidyl-serine phosphorylation. The transcript has 11 exons. Gene Ontology annotation, molecular function: calcium/calmodulin-dependent protein kinase activity; calmodulin binding; ATP binding. Gene Ontology annotation, cellular component: cytoplasm; nucleus. Bases 239 to 1999 code for a protein of 586 amino acids. NCBI's taxonomy places the organism in Eukaryota, Viridiplantae, Streptophyta, Magnoliopsida, Rosales, Cannabaceae.